Messenger RNA from Trichoderma harzianum CBS 226.95, 1020 nucleotides. RefSeq lists its product as hypothetical. The transcript has 2 exons. The record is from RefSeq and is a predicted model, not a curated record. Gene Ontology annotation, molecular function: oxidoreductase activity. The coding region runs from base 1 to 1020 and encodes 339 amino acids. Lineage: Eukaryota; Fungi; Ascomycota; Sordariomycetes; Hypocreales; Hypocreaceae.
AUGGCAUCCCCCAAGCCCAGAGCUAUACUUGGUCUCAUGACCUACGGCCCCGACAACUUUGCAGACAACCGUGUAACAACACUUGAAGAAUUCAAACUUCAUCUAGAUGAUCUCCAAAAGCAUGGAUACAACGAAGUUGACACGGCCCGUAUCUACUCUGGCGGUGAUCAAGAAGCUUUCACCGCAAAAGCUGGAUACAAAGAACGAGGCCUCAAGCUCGCUACAAAGAGCUACCCUCUAACUCCUGGACAGCACACUGCCGCCAACCUCCGCAAGGAUUUGGAGACUUCUUUGGCUGAACUUGGUGCUACAUCUGUAGACAUUUUCUACCUGCACUCGGCCGACCGCUCUGUCCCCUUCACCGAAACCCUAGAAGCAGCAAACACAUUGUACAAGGAGGGUAAAUUCAAGCAGCUCGGAAUUAGCAAUUUUUCUGCAUACGAAGUCGCAGAGAUUGUCAUGCUGUGUCAACAUCGAGGUUGGGUGAAGCCCACUAUUUACCAGGGGGUGUACAACGCUAUCACUCGAAACCUUGAGACAGAGGUUAUUCCUGCCUGUCGCCGCUUUGGAUUGGAAGUUGUCAUUUUUACCCCCCUCGGCGGAGGUCUCCUGACCGGGCGCUACAAGACCCUUGAUGACGAGGAGCAGCAAGGUCGUUUCAGCAACAGCACGUUCUUGGGACCUAUUUUUAGGGCCAUGUACUUUAACGAGAGUUUGUUCAAAGCUCUCGAUAUCCUCCGACUUGCGGCUGAAAGCCACAAUCUGACUAUGCCCGAGGUCGCUCUCCGGUGGCUCGUGCAUCAUUCUGCUUUAAAGUUGGCCAAGGAUGGAGGAAACGACGGCGUUAUCUUUGGAGUCAGCAAGAUUUCUCAGUUGGACCAGAAUAUCUUGGAUCUGCAGAAGGGUCCUUUGCCAGAGGAGGUUGUGAAGGCGCUCGAUGCUGCUUGGAUCAUUGCAAAGGGCACCAGUCCCAACCCGUGGCACACACCACUUGAGUACACCUACGAGGGACAUUCAUAG